This is a messenger RNA of Mercurialis annua (annual mercury), 1878 nucleotides long. RefSeq names its product protein NRT1/ PTR FAMILY 5.4. The coding region runs from base 49 to 1782 and encodes 577 amino acids. The record is from RefSeq and is a predicted model, not a curated record. Gene Ontology annotation, biological process: dipeptide transport; transmembrane transport. Gene Ontology annotation, molecular function: dipeptide transmembrane transporter activity; tripeptide transmembrane transporter activity. Gene Ontology annotation, cellular component: membrane. Lineage: Eukaryota; Viridiplantae; Streptophyta; Magnoliopsida; Malpighiales; Euphorbiaceae. The transcript is spliced from 6 exons.
UUUCAUUUAAAUUAGUCCAUAUCUAAAAUUUUACACAAACUUUGCCUUAUGGAUAGUACUAUUACUCCUAUUGUACUUAAAGAUGGCCAUGAACACAGCAAUAAUAGUUCUUCUUCCCCAAGAAAAGGUGGCUGGAAAUCCGCCAUUUUCAUCAUUUUGGUGGAGGUAGCAGAAAGAUUUUGCUUCUAUGGCGUGUCUGGAAAUCUCAUAACGUACCUCACAAAUGUCCUUCAUCAACCUACAGCCGUUGCAGCCAAGAAUGUCAACACAUGGAUUGGUGUAUCGUCGGUCUUUCCGAUAUUAGGAGCGUUUCUUGCCGAUUCUUAUCUCGGCCGCUUCAAGACCAUUCUUCUCUCUACAAUCGUCUUUUUGAUCGGCACAGUACUGUUGACCUUGUCGGUUUCAAUAAUUCAGAAUCAUCACCGGGAAGCAGUGUUCUUUCUUGCUCUUUACAUCUUAGCUAUCGGUGAAGGCGGACAUAAGCCCUGCGCGCAGACGUUCGCCGCCGAUCAGUUUGACGAGGGGAAGCCGGAGGAGAAGGCGGCCAAGAGCUCAUUCUUCAACUGGUGGUACUUAGGUAUUGUUAUUGGUGCCACCACUGCUGUAUUUGGUGUCAUAUACGUCCAGGAUAACGUGGGAUGGACACAAGGAUUUGGCAUGUUGACCGGAGUUCUAGCAGUGGCAUUGAUCGUAUUCUUGAUCGGAAUCAAACAAUACCGUAUCGAGAUCCCAACUGGGAGCCCAUACACUACGGUGGUUCAAGUAUUUGUCGCGGCAGCAAAGAAGCGGCGAGUGGAUGAGACGCAGCAGGGCUGGGGCAUUUGCUGCGAAGAUGAGAAAAAUGGGGCUGACCUUGAGGUUCAUGGUCAACCUAAGGUUCGAAAUUUAGGCCGAACCACGCAAUUCAGGUUCUUGGACAAGGCAAUGAUUAUAGACAACAAAGAUGUAUCAAGCAACACAAGAAAUCCAUGGAGACUAUGCACACUCAAUCAAGUGGAAGAAGUAAAGCAAGUCCUCCGGCUAGUACCCAUAUGGCUAAGUUGCUUGAUGUUCACAGCAAUAUUAGUCCAAACUCACACAUUUUUCAUCAAGCAAGGCAGCACAAUGGUCCGAACCAUCGGACCAAAAUUCAUCUUCCCUCCAGCAUCACUUCAGAGUCUAAUAGGACUCACAAUCCUCAUCGCAGUUCCGGCUUACGACAAAUUGUUCGUCCCCAUGGCUCGGAAAAUAACAGGACAUCCAUCCGGCAUAUCUAUGCUUCAAAGAAUAGGUGUUGGAUUAUUCUUAUCAAUUCUCAAAAUGGCAGUAGCAGCAGUAGUAGAGGCUAAAAGGGUCAACACCGCAAUCGAACACGGCCUAAUCGAUAACCCGAAAGCAAUCGUACCGAUGGCAGUGUGGUGGUUGCUACCACAAUACAUGAUCAGUGGACUAGAAGAUGUGUUUACAGUAAUAGGAUUGCAAGAAUUAUUCUAUGAUCAAAUGCCAGAAGGAAUGAGAAGUAUGGGAGCUGCAGCUUAUAUAAGUAUACUUGGAAUUGGAAGCUUUAUAAAUAGUGGAAUUAUAUCUGUAGUGCAAGCUAUUACAUCUAGAUGGGGUCAUAAUGUUUGGCUUGGAGAUAAUGUUAAUAGGGCCCAUCUUGAUUAUUUUUAUUGGGUAUUGGCAGUGUUGAGUGGCUUAAAUUUAUGUGUUUAUGUAUGGAUUGCUAAUGGUUUUGUGUACAAGAAAGUUGAUGGUGAUGAGGAUCGAGAAUUAAUUAAUGGAGGGGAGAAAAGUAGGCAUUGAGUGUUGGAGAGACUUUAGAAUUCAUGGUUGAUUUUAAAUUAGUAUUGUAUCAUAAUCAAAUGCUGCAAUAUAUCAUCUGUGUUAAGCUUGGGUCAA